Messenger RNA from Bactrocera dorsalis (oriental fruit fly), 3066 nucleotides. Its product is annotated as GTP-binding protein Rhes. Bases 654 to 1397 code for a protein of 247 amino acids. The transcript has 3 exons. Gene Ontology annotation, molecular function: GTP binding; GTPase activity. The record is from RefSeq and is a predicted model, not a curated record. NCBI's taxonomy places the organism in Eukaryota, Metazoa, Arthropoda, Insecta, Diptera, Tephritidae.
UCAUAGUACUACUUCGAUAUAAAAGGAUGGGUGCCAAGUGAUAAGCUUCAGAUAAACGAUAGCUUUGGGUGCGAACGGUUGUGCUCUUUCUUUGUAAAUUUUAUUAUUAUCAGACUAAUUAAAUCCCAGUGAAAAAAAAACAACAGAAUGUAAAGAUAUAUAAAAAAUGGUAUAAGCAAGUUAAUGCAAAGGACAACAGAAAAUUAAUAACUAUAAUUGUGGGUGCACAAAAAGAUUUUACGCGUCAUUAAGCAGUAACAAGCAAUAGAACGUUACAGUUUCUCAUGGAAAAUUUAUAAAGGGAUAGAACAGUGUAGCAAAUAAAUAAUAAAUCGGGUUCUUACAAACUUUUGCCAGUUUUCAGUUUCUUUUUUACCACUGAUAACUUGCUUGAUGGAUUUAAAUUAAAUUUAAACAGACAGAGUGUACUAGACGUUGGGCUUGCUUCUCAUUGCCAAUAAAUUGGAAGUAAAAUCUAAACUAGGUGUGUCUAUGCAUGUUCGAAUAAGCAAAAAACCAAUUUAAUUUUGCAAGCGCGCCAGGACUUUAAGGAGAGCAAAUAAGUGUUUGUGUAGUUAUUUGUGACUACGAAGCAAUUGAGAGCAGUCACAGAGGCACUCAGCGGUCGUCUCAACAUCACCGCUAACGUUAUCAUGCCAGGGCCGUGUCAACGCCUUCGCUUACCCUCUUUGGCGGCGGUGAUGCGUACAACACGCGCUUCUACCACCGACUACACUACCAUUGCGAUACGCAAGGAGCAGCGACGUGUCGUCAUGAUGGGAGCUGCACGUGUAGGCAAGACUUGCAUUAUUUCGCAAUUUCUCUAUGAUAAAUUUCAAGCCCGCUACAAACAAACAGUGGAGGAGUUGCAUCGUGGGGAAUAUGAGCUGCCAGAUGGCUCGGCGUUAACGUUAGACAUUUUAGAUACAUCCGGUUCGUAUGAAUUCCCCGCAAUGCGUACUUUGUCGAUAUCAACAGCGGGCGCCUUCAUCUUGGUGUAUGCGGUUGAUGAUAAGCAAUCAUGGUUUGAGGUGGAAAGACUAAGGAAACAGAUAAUAGCAAAGCGUGGCCUCAAGGUGCCCAUUGUCAUCGUUGGUAAUAAAGUGGACAUAAACGAAGCCGAUCGGCAGGUGCAGCAUGAGGUCACUGAAAUGAUUGUAUGUGAGGAUUGGAAAUGCGGUUACAUCGAAUGUUCGGCCAAAGAGAAUGUAGGCAUUGUAGAGAUUUUCAAAGAGUUGUUGGUACAAGCGAAUAUUCGGUACAAUCUAAGUCCUGCCGUGAGGCGACGAAGGCAAUCACUACCUUCCUAUAGCAGCGCAGCAGCAGGAAUAACACGCACCAUAAAGAGCCCAUCACAUAAAUAUACAUUAAAGCGUCACUCAUGCACUAUGACAUGAAGGGUAUAAACGAAGGUAGUAAAGAUAAUGUGGAUGAGAACUAAAUAAUUGGUUAAAUAAGGAGCUGCUUUGACAAAACAGAUGUUAAGCCUUUUGUAGUUUAAAAGGAAUUCGCCAACUUACUUACACUUAGGCUUAUGGAAAUAUUAUACUUACAUGUAUAAGUACAUAAGUCAGUGAACAUAUGGGUUAUAGUGUCAAGAUCAUUUUUUAACCAUCAGUUCUCUUAAAGCUAACGAGGACAGUGAAAACAUUGCUGAAAAUGAUGCAUUUAGACAUUAGAGCCAUUAUUCCGAUUUGUUUUUUUCUAAAUAUGUAUCGAAAGAAAACAAAAAAUUUAAUGAGCUGCGUGUUGAUUAUUCUUUUGCCUGGGAAAUGGAAUACAUGGUAAUCCAAAAAACAUGUUCAAAUAGCAUUGGACUUCCCAACUGACAUAAAACAAUAAGAAAACGCCAAAUUGUGUAGUUCGAGAAAAAUGCAGUGAUAGAGUACUUUUGAAAGAAGUGAUAUUAGUUUUUUAUUCCAUAUCGUAUAUGUACGUAACUACAUACAUAUAUGUAUAUAAAUAAAUUAUAUUCGCAUAUGUGUAUAUGUUUUAAACGGUAUAGUAGCUUACACGAGUGUAAAAUAUAGUAGAUAUUGUAGAAAGUUUUCAAAAUCCAAAAUAUAUUUAUUAAAAUACUUUUUGCAAAGAAAUGUAUCAACUAUAGACUAAUCAAAUGUAGUUUUGUAUGUAUCAAAGUCAUAUAUUUAUACCAUUGUCAGUAGAAGUUCACUAUUUAAUGAAUUUUCACAAUAAGGUUAACAUAUAUACAAACGUCCGUCUAAACAAUAUAAUUCAAAUGUCUAGAGUGAAUAUGAAAUUAUCCGCACCCAAAAAAAUUUGAAGGAAAUUUGAGACAAGAUUAUUAAGUAUCACUGAACUUGACGUCAAAUAUACUGCGAACUUCUUACUAAAUGUAAAACAAGAACGUAUAAGUAUAUAGUAUUAAGUCUAAAACAACGUAUUUGUAUUUACAAUGUGUUUUGCAAAACUACGAAUAUUACUGAAAAAGCAGAAGUAUAAAUACUAUAUAAUAAAUGUUACAACACACAUAAACACGUUUAGAAUGCAACAUAAGUGGUAAACGAGUAAAAUACAAUCUUUAAACAUUUAUAAAACAAAUUGAGAAAUAAUAAAAUGGAAGAAAAAAUAACUUUUGGUAUAAAGGAUUUACAAAUAGAAAAGUAAACAUGUUUUUACAGAAUGUAUCAGUUUUGUAAAUUGUUUUGAAUUUUAAUAAAAAAUUAUUUCCAGAAAUGUGGAUUUAUUUUACAUUCGAUGUUGCUUCAAUAAUUUAGUUAAACAUUUAAACGAAAAUGGGCAGACAAAUACUGCAACACAUUUAGACAUUUCCUUUCAUUUCAUUUCAAAACUUUCUUCUACAAGUGUCCUCUUGCCAUCAAUAUGCACAUAGUUUGGUCUACUAAAAUUGUAACAAGUAAGGAAGGGCUAAGUUCGGGUGUCACCGAACAUUUUAUACUCUCGCAUGAUAAAGUGAUAAUCGAGAUUUCAUUAUCCGUCAUUUACAUAUUUUUCUAUUUUGGUUCCUAAUGUAUAUAUUGUACUAUACAGAGAAGGCAUCAGAUAGAAUUCAAAAUAGCGUUAUAUUGGAAGAAGGCGUGUUUG